UUUUAUGCCAUUUUUAAAGGGGAAGUAUUUUUAAUGUACCAUAUUAAAUAAUACUACUAACCUUAAAAUAUAGAUACUCAGAAACUAAAUUUCUUUGCGCCGAAUAUGCUGCUGUAGAAAACACAGUACAGUAUAUAUCUAUUAUAUGCAAGAUUUAGGUAAAUAAUGCUAAUUAGCAGAGCAACAUACACAUCGUACGAGGUAACUGACACGUCACAGAGGUGAGUAGUGAUAGUAGUAGUAGUAGUAGUAGUAGUAGUAGUAGUAGUAGUCAUCUUCAGUUUUGCACACUCAUUAACCACCACACAGAAACACCACCACACCUUGAGGCAAACUGAGCUCCGUUCUCACAGCUGUCUCUCUUGAUCAAGCUGGCCCAUCAGCGCUGCUCUAUAUUUACCUUCAUCCUGGCUUACAUGCAUGAGAGAGGAGGAGGAGGGGGAGGACUAGAUGAACAAGGGUUAGCAGCUCAGGGACACUUUGAUUAAACACCAGCCUGGGAGGGGUCAGAGGCUGAGUCGGGACCCCAGGAUGAUUCUCUCUCCCCUGGCUAUUGUAAACAUUCUCUCCACUGGACACUGGGAGAGCUGUUAAGCUGGCAACUAGGUACCAAACAGCUCUGUGUCACAUGAGAGGUCUGUCUGGAGUCACAGCGGCCUGGGAUACUAUUCUUAGCUGCAGAAAUGUACACAGUGGCCUCAUGGCGAGCUCCACAGUGCCUAACUGGAAAACCUCGUCAUUUCUCCUUGUCAUUCUCCUUUUCUUUUCCAGACUACACUACCCACUUUCUCUCUGGACAAUGUUUUGGACCUUUUGUGGUUGGAAUUGAUUUUUUUUUUUAUUAUUAUUAUUCAUAGCAGGCUGAAAAGACAUUUUGGAUAUUGUUGAUUCUGACGGCAGGAGAAUGGCCUGUAAACCACAAGAUGUUUUCUCUUUCAAAGACUGUGAACUUCCCUCCCACCUACUUGCUCGGCUCAAUGUCCUCCGGCAGGAGCGUAUUCUGACAGAUGUCUUGCUCUGCACAGCGCACCAGGAGAUCCCCUGCCACAGGAAUGUCUUGGUGUCCAGCAGCCCGUACUUCCGUGCCAUGUUCUGCAGCAACUUUCUGGAGAGCAGCCAGACCCGUGUGAACCUAAAGGGAAUCUCCUCAAAUAUCCUCAGUGGCAUUGUGGACUAUGUUUACACAGGCUGCAUCACUAUCACCAUGGAGAUUGUGCUCCCACUCAUGCAGGCAGCAUCCAUGCUCCACUAUGGAGGUCUCUUUGAGGCCUGCUCAUUGUUUCUUCAGGGGCAGCUGAGCCCAGAAAAUUGCCUGAGCAUGAUACGACUCUCUGAGAUCCUUCACUGUGAGAGUCUGAGGGAGAAAGCAAAAGAAAUGGCUGUGAGGUGUUUUUCUGACGUUGCUGCCACAGAGGAUUUCUGUGAGCUGUCUCUUCCUGAGCUCAUGUGUUACUUAGAGGAUGACCGGCUUUGUGCUGAAGAGGAGCAAGUGUUUGAGACCCUCCUGGCAUGGAUCCACCAUGACCCAUUCUCACGACGUGGUGCAAUCCAUGAUCUCUUCAAGAAAGUCCGUCUUCGCUACAUCCAUCCAACAUACCUUUUCCAGUUUAUUGCCAACGACCCACUGGUGCAGUCCUCCACCCUCUGUACUGAGAUAAUCGAAUCAGUACGCCGUCUCAUGCUUACUGUCAGCACCAAGUGUAGCCGUGAGCUCAAGCCACUUUGGACCACACCGAGACGUUACACCUGCAGAGAAACAUUGGUGGUGGUUGGAGGACGCAAAAACAAUGAGCAGACGUCACGAGAAGCCCUACUAUAUGAUGAAAGGACUCAGCGUUGGCAGUGGCUAGCCAAGCUCCCUCUACGCCUCUACAAAGCCACAUACGUGUGCAUUCACAGCAUCCUAUAUGUUCUCGGUGGGCUCAACCUUUGCAUGACAUCAGGCGAAAGCUCAGUCAGUGCCACAGUUUACACGCUCUCACUUAAGACCAACCAGUGGAGGACUGCUGAGCCCAUGCUGGAGCCACGAUACGCCCACCAGAGUGUGUCCUAUCUGCACUUUAUUUUUGUGUUAGGAGGCAUUGGGGUAGACAAGCGAAUCUCUAAGUCAGUAGAGAGAUAUAACAGCAUGUUUAAUCAAUGGGAGGCCAUGGCACCAAUGCCCACAGCAGUGCUGCAUCCAGCAGUUGCAGCCAGUGAUCAGAAGAUCUAUGUUUUUGGAGGAGAGGAUGCCAUGCAGAAUCCUGUCAGGCUGAUUCAGGUGUAUCAUAUCUCUCGCAACUUGUGGUCUAAGCUAGAGACAAGGACUGUGAAAAAUGUUUGUGCCCCUGCUGCCAUCAUAGAGGACAAGAUCUACAUUGUAGGAGGGUACACCAGGCGAAUGAUAGCUUAUGACACCAAAGCCAACAAAUUUGUCAAGUGUGAGAAUCUAAAGGAGCGACGGAUGCAUCACAGCGCCACAGUGAUUAACAACAAGCUCUAUGUCACUGGUGGACGCAUCCUCAAUGGCCACGAUGUCAUCGAGGACUCGGACUGCUUUGAGUGUUACGAUCCGAAGACAGACGUGUGGACCUCAAAAGGUUCUUUACCAUACAAGUUAUUUGACCAUGGCUCUCUGCCGCUAGUCUGUGUUUCCAACAGACCCAACCUGCCAUGACCUUAGGAACUUGUGGCAAAUGCAUUUCUGCAUAUUCUACAACUCCUUUUUGCCAUGAUUUAUUGGCUUCUAACUAUACAAAUGGGGAACCAUGUAAAACUGACUGCAUUCCGUCACGAAGUUCAGUCUUUGUCACAAUUUGGCAGCACGUUAGGCCAUGCUGAAUUAAAGGAGAGCUCAGCUGAUGUGUAGAGGGGCCUUUUGCUAAGGCACCGGCAGGUGGAAAGGAAUUGACAACCCCAGAGACGAGUCAUCCUUACACAACAAGCAGCUGCUUAGACACAUAUGCAAUCUAAAAAGCUUUUUCCACAGAUGGCUGGGUUGUUUCAUGUUAACUAAAUGUGUUAAUGCUAUAAUUUCCUUGACAUUUAUUCACAGCAUAUCACUCUGUCUGGCAGCUGCAGAUCACUUUUCUCUAACAAAUAUGCAGGGAAUUAAUUACAUGUCAGGCUGCUUGUUAAUCUGUGAGGUCUGCUUGUCUUGUAAAACUAAAAUGGACAAAUCAGACCGCUCAUACAUUUGCACUUUAUAGAAAAACAUUCCUCCUCAACCCACAUGAUGUCAGAGUGCACUUGGCCAUGAGAACAACUGUGACAGAACAUGGACAAGCUCCCAUAGAAAAGUAUUCCUUUGUGUUUACUGAAAUGUUUCUAAGAAGAAAAGCAAUUAACUGAGCAAUUAACAUGAUGUUUUAGAUUAGUCGUAGUGUCUUACUACAACUGCUGGUCACUGCUGUCUUUCUGGAGCCCACAGCACCUGGCCCUGGUGAUGACGGCAGUUAUCAGCCAUUAAGAUCAUCUGUUGCAUUCAUCCCUGUAGUGAGUCUGUCUGUUUAAGACUGCAUGAUGCACAAUACAGUAUGUUGCUGUUA
This is a messenger RNA of Monopterus albus (swamp eel), 3527 nucleotides long. It is a transcript of the gene klhl38a, whose product is annotated as kelch-like family member 38a. The record is from RefSeq and is a predicted model, not a curated record. The transcript is spliced from 4 exons. Bases 905 to 2656 code for a protein of 583 amino acids. Gene Ontology annotation, molecular function: protein binding. NCBI's taxonomy places the organism in Eukaryota, Metazoa, Chordata, Actinopteri, Synbranchiformes, Synbranchidae.